ACUAGCAAUGGCGGCCGUCAGUGCCAGUAGUAUGUUAGAGUUUGUUCGCCGUAUUUUCCGCGAACGUCAAGAUCAUGGCAUGCUCACCAUCAGGCAGCUGCGGACGCUAUACACCGACGAGCUCAAAGUGAAACACCUAUCAUCAGAAAACAGAGAAGUCUUUGCAUCAAUAGUCACAACUGUGUUUAAGGAGUUUGUAGACUUGGCGGACUCCAGAGACAAGUCAUUGCAGGACGUCAAGUCGAGUAGCGACGACACCCCAGCAGAUCUAGGGGCCACCAGUCCAUUGCGCACAACACUGCCCCAAAAUGGGAACUGCUACCCGGAUGACGAGUCACCUGUGAAAUGCCCCAAUGCCAAGAAUGUUCAACGAGUAGUCGACUCAAGCAGUGACUCUGAUGAUGAUGAUGUGAUUCGGGCCGUGAAGGAAACGUUAGGUGUGCGGACACGUCGACGAACUCAGUCAAAACCCGCUCCCGUGCCUAGUGUUGCUCCCAUCAGUGCUCUCAACAGCAUAUCCAUCGUAGGUGCCAACGCAUCAAUAGCUAUCUCACCCGAUUCAUUGCACAUUUCUCCAAAGGUUCCUUCUCCAAGUGUUUCUCCAGGUGUUUCGUCGAGCUUGUCUUCCAACCCUGCAUCGAGUGAAAUAUCUGAGAGCCCUCGUAAGGAUGCACCUUGUGAUGAAUCCAUUAACGCUUCCUCCAAUGCUGCGGCCAGUGCAGUGUGUUGUGCCAUUCCGACUGUGGUGUUCCCUGUGGCUUCAGCUGACAAGGCUGAAGCGCCGUGUGGCGGGGACGCAUCAGACUCCUCGGACUCUGAAGGAAAGCUGAUGAUUGCCGAGUCCCCUAUGUCUGCCGAGUCUCCGCGGAGACCUUCAUCGGAUGGCGAAGGUAGCGCCAGGGUUGGAGAACACGGAGUAGAACCCAGAAGGCCUCCCCUGUCUGAAAGUAAGAAUGUGAAAAAUGCCGCCAGCAGUCCAAGUGAAGGAUCUAAGACCCCAACUCAAGAGAGCAACGGCAAGGAACACAAAAGCAUGGACGACAUGCCUUUGUUCACGCUGAAGCUGACAAAAACCAAGACAGGUGGCUGGAUCAUGGUCAAGCCCAAGAGCGAAGAGUCAGAUGCUGGAGAUGAGACGACUCCCCAAAAGCCUAACAUAGUGCGUCGGAAACGUGUCCCAGCACCACGAAAAACCAAGGGAAAGAUCCCAGAAAUUGCUCGUGGUAUCUUUGACUCAAGUGAUGAUGAGCCACUGUCAGAACUGCGCAACAAGCAACCAAAAAAGAAGCCAGUCCCUGUGCAGCUGGAUAAAAUCGAAAAUCCCAGCAUCUCGGACCUGGAGCAGAAACUUACUCGGGUACACAAGCGACGGAAGAAACCAGCCGAUGGCUUUCCACCUCCAAGCAAAAAGCGUAAGUGCACAAGACGGGAGGCAACAGGCUGUUCUAAAAAGGGACACGAAAGAGCUACACUGAAUCAGUUUAGACAGCCUGCAGCAAAACCAGCAUCAACAGAGAAUCCGGCUGUAGCGAAACUCAAGCGUUGCAUUAGUACUGCGGGGCUGAGAGUUCGCUAUGUACAGUUGCUGGAGGAAACUGAUACUGUGGAGCAGAAAGUGGCGAAGCUCAUGAAAGUUCUUAGGGAUGCUGGGCUUCAAGGCAAUGCAACAUUGAAGAACUGCAGAGAGCUGAGGCAAAAGCGUGAAGAAGAGAAUGAAAUUCGGAGUCUCGACAAAAGCAACAUUGUUGAAAACUCCCAAGCAUCUUCCACAUCACCUCAACAAUCAGAUGGUGCAACGAAGCGAACGACUCGGAGUGCAGCCGUCUCCACAGUCCCAAGUGCCACACCCGAGGAACCCCAGGAGGUGGUCGACGAAUCGCGCAAGGUCUUCUCAAGGUUAAAAGACAUCAUUGACAGCGAGGAUAGCGAAUGAUAAGCCGAGAGGCCACUGUUCGCCUGCAUGUACAUAAGCUCUUCCACUGUGGGCCGCAGCUAUCACAGUGGCUCUUCCCAUUCCUGCGUCCUGUCAAUCACUGUGGCUAGCAGUUAGCCCAAAGCGAUGAUCUUCACCAUCUUUCGCCAUGUCAUGGAUAGUGUAGCAACACGGAUUCCAUGCCAACUGUGCUGUACCUUUCCAUGCCAUGCUGUGUUAACGUAACUAAAUGUUGCAGUGAUGAGGAAGCGUGGUAUAAAUGACAGUUCUGGCUAUACCCCUCGCUUGCACUCAAAUUUCACACGGUGUACCAUGAUUUGGUGCAGUAUUUGCCCAUUUCGUUCUGAAUAAUUCGAAAGUAUGCAUCGUCUGCAACAAUGCCAGACCAAAGUAUGCGGAUUUUCUUAGAGAAUAGAAAGGUGAUGCUGUCUCUCCUUAAAGGGAAGUGCGCACACUGUGGAAAGGACAGAAUGCUGAACAAUGUCAUUUACCUUCCUGGCUAUGAAUUAGGCCAGUGUUUGUUUUGACACGAAAACUGGCAUUUUGUUUGUCUGGCAUCACCAUGGGGGACUUAUACGUCUGAAUUAUCUUAGACAAAAAACAACAAAGUACUUCGCCCAGAUUACACAAAAUGCACCACGAAAUGCCACCGGCGUGUGAAAUUUUAGGGCAAGCAAAGCUGUGUAUUGUACUGAACUAGUGUCGACCGGUGAGGUUAGUAAAUAUGGUGACGUUCUUUGCUCAAAAAAGGACAGCAAAUGUGUAGUGGGACAUGAGACAUGUGCUACUCUCUACUGAAAGCUCAAAGAACAUACAAUAAUGUAGCAUACGUGACAGGUAAACAAUGAAGAAUAGAACACGUGUUCAAUAAUAUGGCAUAUUAAAGAACAAACACAGAAACAAAAAUAAGUACCAUAUUUUCCUGAAUCUAGCGCAUGCCUUUCUUUGCGAGAAAAUAUGUCCUAAAAUUGCCUGCACGUUACAAUUGGAUACGAAACCAAAACUGCAUUCGCAGCGUUGGCAGCAGCCCACCACCAGAGCCGUCAGAUGCAGUGUCAUCGCCAUCACAAAAUGGCGACAGAGCAUCUUUUUGAAAAGGUCGCUGUUGGUUCAUUUUGUGCUCGACGAGAAUCCUGAGCAGUAUUCUCAGCCAUCAGAGAUACUGCUGUCACUUUCGUGAGAUUUCACGUGACUCGGCACCAAAUAUGUCUGCGUAAUCGGCCACCAGUGUUUCUGGCACUGUGCCAAACUCGUUAUAUGCGUACAAUGCCAGGAACACUGUUGGCCGCAUACUUAACAAGUUCGAUGCAGGGUUUCGUGAAAAUGAUAGCUGUAUCUAAAGUGAUCGCUUGAGAAUACCACCCCUGUGUGCUUGAUAUUUAUGACCAAUGACUCGCAAAUGAUGGCGACGAUUCACUGCUUUCAUUGUCUCGUUUUUUUUUUUUUUUUUAUCGCGAAUGUGGGGGCCAUUUUUCAUUGAUGAAUUGGCGGCAUGUUACACGGAUGUCACACAGCGCACUUUGAUCGUGAUCGGGCCUGAUCGGGUUCCAAUUUUUUGGUCGUGAUUGGCUCAUUUGUUUAAGCUACAGGAGGGAGCCAAUUGUGGUUGAAAAUUUUUAUCAGGAUCAGACUCGAUCGCAGUCGAAAGUGGUCGUGUGACACCAGUAUUACAUUUAGGUGCACUUUUAUUUUCUUUAAGCCUGCGAAAAUUGGGUGCCCGAUUAAAUUUACCUGAUUAAAUUCACUCGAUUUUAACGCGUCCCCGUGUAUUAGAAUCGGGUAAACACGGUGGCUGAAGCAAUCCAAUGACAUAAAACAGUCAGGCUAGGGAAGUGAACAAUGCUUACAGGUUCAUGAGCUUUCUUUCCAACAUUAUAAAUCGACACAUGACUGAUCCAUGUGGUGUUCAUUACUUUUUUUUUUUGAAGACUUUGCUGAUUUUUCUAGGGUGCAUGCCACAUCCCACUUUGUUUCUAUUCUUAAAGGUGUACGAUGAGAUAUUAAUGGCUUUUCUCUAUCUAUCUUUUUUAUGAGUGACGUCAUCAUAGCUAGCCUUAUUGUCGUGCAGCAUCACCAGAUUUUGUUCUGUGUCAUGAUGUCACCAUAAAGUCCAUGGCACCAGGUCUGACAUCUCGAGACUAGCAUUAGUACCAAAUUACAAUAUCUUACGUUUCCUAACUUUUAUACUUGCCAAGUGUUAUCCUUUUAGGUGCAAGAAGAAUGUCGUAUAUGUUUUACAAUUUGAAAAGUAUGUGUUAGCACUCCUUUAAGAAUACUGGGGGCUUAGCCAGAAGGGCCAUCUCUACCAGGCUCCCUUAUCGAGUCAUCAUUCUACACAUGCUGCUUGCCUACAGUGAUGACUGACUCACUGGGUGGAACAGCUGUGAGAAGGUGGUCUUUAUCCUCUCUUCCCUCAUCGUUUGAGAUGUGUGUACUUCCUCAAGAUUUUUUUUAACUGUUUCACAAUGUACUAUAAGGCUGUAUACAUAGUGUACAUGGGAGUUGCGAUAUCCCAGCCAUUCGGGAGCAUCACUCGGAGCAUGUGUCGAAAGAUUCUGGCUUGCCAUGUGUGUGUUUCCAUGUUUUGUCUGUUGUGAAAGAAUCCGUGUUGCCCAAAGCAAGAAGGCCAGCAUGCCUUCUUAGCGUACACAGAGCAUAGGUUACAAGGUAUGUGAGCGGUCAAGAGCUUUUGGCUACACGUCUACUCUGCUUUGCAGAAAAAGUGCAGGCUUCAGGCGACUAACCAAAUGUGUUUGGUGGCGACUUGGUUCAGUGUCUCCUUUCUAGCAACCGUCGUAUGCUAUUGUUCACGAGCUUUUCACAUAGAAAGGGGGCCCCAAGUGGUGUUCCUAAAGGCCAACUGCAACUAACUUUCACUUUGGCUAAAUUGGUUAUAAACAGAUAUUAUAUACUACAGUUAAACCUGCUUAUAACGAACCUCCAUAUAACGAAUUCCUGGAUAUAACGAAGUUUUUCUAUUCCCCGCCGUUACUCCAUAGAAGCACAUGUAUUUGAGACCUCUACGUAACGAAGUGGCAGCGGGAGACCCCCUCGAUAUAAUGAAUUUUCCCCUCCAACAACCGAGAGAUUUUGCCCCAAAUUUUGUCAUUUUUGCGCGAGCAGCAACCGGAAGCACCUUCUCCGCUGCGACGGAAUACGAAGUGAGCGCACGUGUGCGUGCAUGCGUGUGCGAGGCGGGCCUGCAUCCCUCGACCCGGCGAUCUUGCCGCCGCGGGCGUGACCUUUCCCCCUCCCUUCAUUCAAACUUGAUCCUGCUGCUUGUUGCAGCUGGCCAAGCCCGCCAAGCCGACACUCUCUCCUUUUCCAGUUGAUGUUGCCAAUGCGCUGGUACACGCUGUGACACAUCACACUCGAUGAGUGCAGACACGCGCUGUCAAACGCUGGCAGCGUGUGGAAGUGCCGGCUGAGAAGUGAGCGAAGUGACCUUCAUGCUGUUGUCUAUCGCUUCAACGCAAACUGAGCGCCGAGAACACACAGCACGCACAAAGCUACGAGCCGCCGACGCACCUACACUGCUAGACUCUGCCCCAACAUAGAUCGCUUUCAAGAUAUGGCCCGCGCGCCGCCGCGCAGUACAGAGUUGAUGCCAGAGUACAGUACAACGCCGCCCCACUAUUCCUCCCCCCUUGCUCCCUCACUGGUGCCUCGAGCGCAACGGAAGAAGGCGCGCUUCCUCCCUGCUUUUCUUGUGCGCGCGAGAUUUAGACGCGGUCGUCGACUCCCCUCGCACAUACAGCAUACGGCGCAUGGCGACUGCGUUAUCGCCCUUGGACUUUAUAGGGAACAUCUUUGAGCCAAAACCAAUUUUAGGGCCACAAUGCGUCAUAGACACCAUCUUUAUAUAACAGAUAUGGAUCUCAAGGGCCAUACUUUUGCUGGCGGAAACCGAAAAUACGUCAUAGUUCUCGUCCCCGGCACUUUGGGCGGCCAAUGCCAUCGCCAAGCCACCAAGCCAAGGGACAUGAAAAGUCAAAAUCGCCGCUCGGGCCGACGCCGGGUGGCAGUUCGCAACGUAUGAUGCGGGAACGGUCCCACAGUUGUGACGCAACAGCGGGGUUACCAAUGCAUUCAGUGCUAUGGUAACUAUGCCGGGACCGGCCGAAAACGACGUAACAGCCGGGGAAACGAAGCACCCGGGAACGUAACAGCAGGGUUCUGCUGUAACGCUAUACGACGCUACGACGCCAUCGUGACGCUCGCUCUUCGUUUCCGAUGCCUCGCGCUUGUGCUAAACGACACGCGUCCACGCAUCCGAUACCUGGUGUGACAUUCCAAUGAUGAGUGCUUCGACGAAAACGGAAAACGGGUGCGCGUUACAAUUGAGGGCGCGUUAGAAUCGAGUAAUUACGGUAGCGUUUCUUUUUCAAAUUUUCGUGCCGAACCUGCGUAUAAUGAAAUCCUCUUUAUAACGAAGUUUUUCGGGAAUUUGUCAAUUUCAUUAUAUCCAGCUUUAACUGGGGUAUUAAGGCAACCUUGGGAAAACUGCACAGCUUGUAAUUGUCCAAUUUUCUUAUUAGCAGCCCUUAAUUAGCACCUAAGCAUACAAUGCGGCCGCAUGGUGGCUAGUGGAUAAGAUGGGAAUCCCGGAACAUCGUACCCGAGAUAUGCAGCGAGACCAGGCCCCACCUGAUCUCAGAGGUCAUGCCCAGGCACUGUGCUCUUUCUCGACAUUCUAAGUUGCGCAUCAUUUCUUUUUAAGGCUUAUUUCGUUGCAGUUGGCCUUUAUUAAGGUUACUUGCAGGGUCUUGCAAGGAUAUGGUUGUGCUGCAAAGAAAAUAAAAGGGGGCCUUCUACAGUAAGUGAAAUACUGUUUUAACAACCCUGCUGUGUUAGGUAAGGUGCAAGUGUAUUAUGAAAUUUUUAGCUUUUAAGUCUUGUUUUAAUGAAAUCUUUUAAAUGAAAGUGCUUUUACCCUUGCUGUUCUGUUUCUUUCUGAACAGGAUACAAAACUUGCACCAGAAAUUGGUCAAAGUUGCAUGUCAUCAACUUUUGGAAUAAUGGAUAUUUAACUUGUGAUUAAGAAGCUCCUUUCACUAAAUACUACUUUACCACAUUCUCUGGCAUUGCUAGAAGACACGAAUUACUCUACCCCUCUGGUAUGUCUUAUCAAACGAUCGAUGAAAGCAGCUUGCAAGCUUAUUUCGGCGAGCCAUUCAAUAAAUGUUUGCUCAUUGGCGAAACUUGGUGGCAACCUACAUUGGGCUUGCAGCAUUAUUUUGUGCCUGGCGAUGCCAAAUUUUCUGGGCAACCCUCGAGCUACUUAUUUGCUGUGUGUUUGUUUGUCCUGUAUCCUGUAAUGUCGCAUGUUUACCAAAAAAAUAAUUCUUACAUAAAUUUUAACUUAUAUUUAUGUUAGCUUUGGAUGGCUUUGUGGCUUCUGGCUGUCAAGCGUGUGGACAUGUGGCGUGUGACGUGUGUCAGUCUUGCUUUAACACAAUGGUCUUAGAAACUUUACCUCAGAGACGUAACUCCGUUCCACUGCGAUAAAAAUAUGAUCAUGGCAUAACUCAGUUUCACUGAGAAAAAAAUAUGAUCAUGGCACACAGUCAUACAUUCAUAAUUUCAGCUGAUAUCUCUGCCAUUUACUUUUUUUCCUCGGCUUAUCAUGUUGCCGAAAAUUAUAAUUAUCGUUGCAGAACUUCUUCAUUCUAGAUAUUUUCUUGUUUGCCAUGUAUGUCAGGAAUUCAUGGUGCAAUUUACACUCAUGCUAACGAUAAAGAGGCUUCUGCAGCAAUUUUUAUGAAAGACAUGGGACGCUGUAGUAAAAAGCACCGCCUCGUGAAUCUUUUCCAGGGAUAACUUCUUGCACGCACCUUGUAUGAACAGAGUUAUCCGGUGUCACUUGUUGUCUUAGCACUGGGCUAACAGUGUGUCUGUUUGGACUAACACUUGUGAAAGUGAUUAUGAAUAAUGGCACGAGAGAUGCAUGGGCACUCCAUCAAGAUUGCUGUAACCGUGACAAGAGGCAUAUCACAAUGUUUCAGCACAGAAACUAAUGUGCUGACUCCUAAUUAACGAAUUUAGGCACUUUUUCUUAACUCGAAAAUCAUACAUCAAGCAAGUUUGUUACUUUCUUUAGGAUCACAAAAGCAAGUGCCAUGACUUGGUUAUUUCUGGCUGAUUAAGUAUGUGCAAUAAAAAUUAAAUAGUCAGACACAAUAAUUCAUACUUGCAUACCUCAAGAUUAGUGUAAAUUAACAAAUUCCAAGUUUAGGUAGGGUCACUAUAUUUUCUUUGCUGUAAUUGAGCAAAGUCUUCUGUUGGGGGAAUGCUAGUUGCACUCUUUGCAUGAUCAGUCGUAGUUUUGCGCAACAAAUAAGCCAAAAUUUCAUCAAGCCUCAGCAUCUGAUGAGCUGACGUCAUGUUUCUGCAAACUUAAUAUAAAGAAUUUCAUAUCAUGCUAAAUAAUAGGCUACAAAACUCAAAAAUACAUGAGCUAUUGGAAUGCAUGUGUUAAAAUGCCACAUUUACCUAAACCUUAGCUGAUACUUUUGUAAAAUGUGCAGACGCAACUUUGGGAUUGGCUGUAGACGUGAUUCAAGGAUUCUAAAAGUAAUCAUCAAAGUUGCCUUCGGCAAUCUGUUUGAUGAGCACAGCUGCAUCACUAUAUCAAAAGACUCGCUUAAAAAGUGCACCAUUUAAAUCUUAUCAGCAUCGUUUCAGUGAUCAUGCAUCACUAAACAUGUUGCAAACUGGAUAGCCUGCCAUGUGAAAACGCGUCCUUGCUAAGCUAAUCUCAUUAAUUUCUUAUGAAAUUGUGCAUUUAAAAAGCAGUAGGCAGAAUUGAGGACAGCACAUUGUCUGAGGAACAGAGCAAUCACAUUACAUCGAUGCAGCUGACAUGUAAAUUUGGGUCAUAAGAGUGAACUUUCUAUGUAUCAUACACAAUUGCCUAAGACAUUUGGGAUUAAUGCUGUGUAGGUAAGAAUGUAUGACACUUUGCUUUGGUUUAUAUUUUGCUCAGCUCAAAUUUGGGAAAAACAUUUUUUGGAGAGGGAACUAAUUUUUUGGAAGGGGUAGAUAGUCGCAGGAUCAAAUCCUGGUCACAGCAGCCGCAUUUCAUUGAUAGUGAAAUGCAAAAACGCCUGCGUACUGUACUUUGGGUGUACGUUAAAGAACCCCAGGUGGUCGAAAUUAAUCCGGUGUCCCCCACUACGUUGUGCCUCAUAAUGAGAUUGUGGUUUUGGCACAUAAAACCCCAGUAUUAAAUUUUUUUGUUUUGUUUCUAGAUCACAAUGACUUAGCUGUUGCCAAUUUCACCUGCUUUAAGAACUUGUUUGUAUAAACUUGCUUGAAGCAAGUAUUCCUCUUGCAUACGUUCACCAUCAGAACAUUUGAAAUGGAAGGUCAGAGACCGACCUGCAAACAGGUUUACAAACAAAAUUACUUUUUCAUAAAUCUUGACACAACAUUCGUAAAAUCGUAAAAUGAGCCAAAAUUUGUAAACUUUGUGAAAAAUUCCAGAGAGUUGGCGGGUGUGAUCAUAGCUUUAACUCGAAUAUUUAUUUUCCAAACUUCGCUCUGCAGGCUUCAAGUAAUGCCUUAUAGAUGUUAUUGGGGUGCUCUUUCUCUUAUGUUGGUUGCUAGUUACCAUGCAUCGGGCACGACAGCUUGUUUCUUUUGCCUUUGUUCUUUUGUUCAGUCUUGUUGCUUCUUGAUUUUGAUGAGCUAGCUUGUAUAAAAGAAAAAAGAAAAGAUUGGUGCAUUAGAAUAAAUGCAUGCUUCACAAUGGCCUUGGAUCCAUAUGUACAUAAACACGAUUCCUCUGUGCGUGCUUAGAAAUGACAUCUGCAGGUAGGCCUUGAGGGCCAUAUUAAAAAACAAUUUUCCAGCAGCGUGAGCUUGCCAGCUGUUUAUAUGCCUUUAAGCAUUGGACACAACAUGAAAUUUUAUUUUAUAACCAUGUGUUUGAGCCUGCAGUUGAGUCUUCAUAUGUGCAAUCGUAAUGAGUCACAUCAAAUCAUUCUGAAAAAUGCCCAUGUCCUUUGUCUUUUGGCAAUCGAAGAUGACUACUAACUUAAUCUGAGGCCACAUUCCUUUGAAGUUACUUCUUGCCACAUAAUUUGUUUCGCUGCAGGCCUAGAGUGCUGAUAGUGGAUGUGUGACAAUUUUGACUGUUGGUCAAAAUGUGGCAUACAUGGCACAGGGACUGAUGUAUUAUUUCUUUUCAGCGUUUUAUGGCCAACUAACUUUCUGACAACCAGUUAUCAGUUCAUUUCAAGGUUAAUGGUUUACUGUUCCUAAAAUCUUGUCAGCAGCUUCUCAAGAUUGUUUUAUUCAUCCAGUAUGUGGCAGUGUCGAUUCAGGUUUGGUUUCACCCUUCAGUUGUGCAAUGCCCUGCCCGCUGGGGCCUUUUCUACAUGUCUGCAUAGUGUAUGAGGCGGACCUCAUUUACCUCCUGCUAAUAAUAUUAAGUUUGUGCAACUUGCUGGAAAUAACCAGUGCCACCAGUAGACUGUGUGACAUGCACAAGAGGCUGUCACAUUGCCUCCCUUGCCUCUACACUGACUUUUUUAAUGCUUUGAUAGUGCUAAGUUUACAUGUUCUUGUGUUUAGUUAGCAUGAUUAUAUGCUUGUGUUGUCAAGCCCAAUGGUUAAGCUUGAGCCGGCAGUUCUGUUUGUCGAAGUCUGCUGUGUUCUAUGUGUCUGCAGUGGAGACCACUUGUAACUUGACUGCUUGGAGUACAGUGCUGAAUAUUGUUUGACUUUUUCUCAUGACCAGGCUUUGACCAGGCUUUCUUCCUUUCCAUUUAAACUAUUUAUGUGCCAUUUGAGGAGAAGGUAAAUGGGAGUGCUAAAUCUACUGAACAUUAUAAGCAAACACUAUUAGUAGCAUUAAAGACUACCCAUUAGUGAAAAAAAAACAAAAUGCUACUAAAGCCUCAUUUUUUCACUCUCUCUUGCAUAUAUAAGCUAUGCUAGUAAUGAUAUCAUGGCAUGGUGUCACAGACAUCACUUUCUUUUUUCUGUCAAUUUGUAUCAUUUUCCUGCAGAAGGAUGAGACUAUAAAUAAAGAAGAAAGAAUAGAUGGUCGGGAGUUAAGCAUAAGUAAGCAGAUGCAUCACACCUAAAGAAAUGAAUAAAACAUAAAAUAUCAGCAUUAAUGAUAACAAAACUGAAAAAAUUCUCUGUCAUUGUCACUCGCUACAAGUGAGGCAGAACAACUCCCCUACCUGCUUCAAAAUGUCUGCUAACUUCUUCGCACGCAGUGUGUCCCAUUUCACAUCUGCAAUGUCUUUAUUAUGUUACGUGCAUUCUCUGUGAGGCAACAACACGUCAGACGCUGUAGAUAUACUGUGUGAAUGUGGCAUCGUGGUAGGCAGUGGGAAUGCAUUUGUUCACAUUUUCAGUGGUGCGAUUGCUGCUCGAGGUUUUUUCCAACAACAUCAGAACUGUUUUUUCCCCUAUUGGGCAAACAUGCACUACUCUCUGCGGUAAACUUCAUAUCCGCCUUGGGCUGAAUACUGUUAUGCGCUUGCGUCAUCUGCUGAAGGGCACUUUAAAUGCUAAUAUUAUUUUGUUUGUUUUUUUUUCACCUUCAGGCACAAAUUUAAGGCCUUCAAAUGUAUAUGUCUUUUUUUUUUUUCUUUCCGUGGGAACACGUGGCGAACUUUCCAGAAAAAAGUUUUGUAUCUGUAGCAUGAAUAUUUAAGUCACGUCAGGCUAGUUGUCAUAAUUACAAAAGUUAUACAUGCAUUGACCUCUUAAAAUUUUUGCAUCACAUCGUGAAAAGAACUUAAAAAAUUGUUACCAGUAGAUGGCUUGGGUAUCAUUGUGUAGAGGGCCUUCUGAUGCAAGAAAGAACACAAAUUAACAAUAGUGAUACAGAGCAACACAUUGCAUUUUUCACCACACCUGGUAGCACGCUGCAUAAAGUACGAUUGUUUUGCAUUACUUCCUGCACUAAAGUUACUUAUGACAUUGUUUUUGGUUAGCAGAGGGUUACGUUUACAUUCAAAGCCACGUUUAAGAUUUUUUUCUUGUCGCCACUACUCGGAACAUUCAAAAGUAAAUUGCGUCUGCACAUGGAGAUGCCGUGACUGAAAGGGCUAAAGACUACAAAAUUGCCAACCCUGUAAAAUCAAAGAGAAUUUUUCAUGCCUUUACUUCACAUUCGGAACCACUGUACAGCACCUCAUUUAACCAUCCAUGUCGUAUACUGCAGCACAUCUGAAUAUCAAGAGUUUGAGAUUGCUCUCCACCAUAUACGAAAAGAAAGUAAGGCUGUUUGCAAUUUGCAGCGUAAAUUUUCACGCUCACCGCAGUAGCUCUGUCGCUGUGGCAGCAUGCUGUUGAGUACAACAUUGCCAAAACAAAUCCUGGGUGCACUUGCUGCAUUCCACUGGAGGCAGUAGUGCUAAAACAUACGUAUGCUUAGAUUUAGCUAGGUACAGAUUAAGAAAAUUCCCAGACAGUCAAAAUUAAGCUGUCACCCUUUACAACGGUAUCUGCUAAAGCACACACUGCAACCUUCAGGCAUUAAACUGAGGACGUAUUUAGUGAAAACACCCGUGUACUUAGAUUUAGGUGCACGUUAAAGAACCCCAGGUGGUCCAAAUUUCCAGAGUCCCCCACUACGGCGUGCCUCAUAAUCAGAUCGUGGUUUUGGCACGUAAAACGCCAUAAUUCAUUAAAUUAAUUAGUGCUAAUAUUCACAACUCUCCUACUGCUGUCUAGGUUAUAAGUGGUCUGCACUGUAUCAACUAUGGUGCUGUUUAGGCUGUUCUCAUCGGAGCGGCAGUCUUGAUGCAGCUAGCAAUAGACUAUGCACUUUUGUUUCGCUGUUGUUUUUCCAUGGUUGAUCACAAAAUGCAGUGAAUCAUGCCCUCACAGUGGCAUGAGUAUUUUUGCAGCCAGUCAUUGGGUUUACCAUUUAACUUGACUAAAAGUUUCCUUUUCAUGGCUUUGGUUGAUUCACCCAGCAAUAUUUCGUCGCAUAAGACAUUGUGGAAACUUUGUUACUCCGCUGCUGGUGCAAAAUCAUGUUCUCGCGUCCCUGUAGUGUCGCUUUCAUUUUGACUGCAAGCCAUCAUCAACAUUGCAAGAAUGUGCCAUGUGUAAUAGAAGUGUAGUGAGAGCAUUGGAGGAAGGGGCUGUACAUAUUGCAGUCUUUGCAUAAUGACCUUGUGUUGCCUUGGUGACGGGACCUGCAGUGUGAAAGCUGUGUUGUGCGAAUGAAGGUGCAAGUUUUAUUUGACACUAGGUAGGCUACUGUGUCCUUAACCAAAGCUUGUCACGGGACUGUGUGGCGGUACUGCUGCUGCUUCUGUGCGUCUGGACUUUGGAUCUCCAGUGAUUGCAACUGUCCCGUGCAAUCAUUUCACAAGCUGCCUGAAAGAAUGUCAAUCGAAGACAGCAUAGCUUAAUGAAAAAAAAAGGGGGGGGGGGGGGGACAAAGUAGCGGAAUGUUAAUUCAAUGGAGUCCUCUCCAUGUUCUUGGUGCACAAGAAGCGUUGCAGCUGGACACAGACCACACGCACCUGUGACAGCUCCCGUCAGAGUCACGUGACCUGCAUAUUGACGCUGAACGUAUGAACAGCAUCCUUUUUUUUUUGUUCAUCCAGAAAGAAUGCCUGUGAGCGUUGUGGAGGUUGUCAUACCAUGUCUUGUGGCGAGUGUGUGUUUUUGUAUGUGUAGAGGUGUGCUUUUGUGUGCGUGCUUAUAUAUGCGUGAAAUUGUGGUGGUGAAAAGGGUGAGUGCAUGAUGCGAACCGGGUGGUUCUUUGUACAUUACACUUUUCCUGACCUUCCAUCCAUACUGAAGACGUCUGGGCAGAGGGUUCGCGCUUUCAUACGGCGUUGAUAUUUCUGUUUUAAGAAAUACACUUGCAUACACUAUAUACAUUAUGUAUAGUGCUCCGCUGGUCAUGUAGAGGAGAAAUAAAAUCCAGUGAUGAAACA
Dermacentor silvarum is the source of this 13854-nucleotide messenger RNA. Its product is annotated as HIRA-interacting protein 3. Lineage: Eukaryota; Metazoa; Arthropoda; Arachnida; Ixodida; Ixodidae. The record is from RefSeq and is a predicted model, not a curated record. Gene Ontology annotation, cellular component: nucleus. Bases 8 to 1933 code for a protein of 641 amino acids. The transcript has 11 exons.